AUGGGAAAUGGUGAAAGUGCCUUUGAAAAAGAAUACCAAAAAAGAUAUGAAGGGGUUAAUAUUGAAGACCUUCCAGACCGGAUUGCUGAUGUUUUCAAUGGGAAAACUAUUUUUAUCACCGGGGGAACUGGUUUUAUGGGAAAAGUAUUGGUGGAAAAAAUUUUAAGAAAUUGUUGUGGCUUGAAGAAAAUGUAUCUUUUGCUAAGAAAUAAAAAAGGAGUUGAUCCCAAAGACAGAUUGCAAAAAAUUUUUGAGUCACCGCUUUUCGACAAAGUGAAAGAAAUACACGGGGAAGAAAAAAUAAAAAGGAAAAUCGCUUACAUCGGUGGUGAUGUAUCUCUUCCCGAUUUGGGAUUGACCGAAUCCGAUCGAAAGCUUUUAAUCGAUGAGGUCAAUAUAGUAUUUCAUUUGGCUGCUACAAUCAGAUUUGAUGAACCUUUAAAAAAAGCUGUGCUAUUGAACACAAGAGGAACAAAACUUGUUUUGGAACUUGCUAAACAAAUGAAAAAUCUUGAGCUUUUCCAUCACAUGUCAACAGCUUACUGUCAUUUGGAACAAAAAGUUUUAGAAGAGAAAAGUUAUCCUCCUCAUUGUAAUCCUCAUGAUCUUAUUAAAACAAUGGAAUGGAUGGAUGAUGAUGUUGCUGAAAGCUUGACAAAAAAAGUGUUGGGUAAAUGUCCAAAUACAUAUGCAUUCACUAAAAAUCUUUCCGAAGGAAUCAUUGUUGAAGCUAUUGAAUCGGAUCCUCCAUUCCCAGCGGUAAUUUCAAGACCAUCAAUAGUUGUGCCUAUAUGGAAGGAACCUUUGCCGGGAUGGACGGAUAACAUUAACGGUCCGACUGGACUCUUGAUUGGUGCGGGAAAAGGAGUUAUAAGAACAAUGUAUUGUAAACAAGAAGGAUAUGCAGACUAUCUUCCCGUUGACAUUGCAGUUAACGGUAUAUUGGUUGUUACUUGGAAUUUUAUUUCCAAUAAGGAUUACAAUCGGCGUUACUUUCAUUUUACUUCGAGUGAAGAAAUUAGAAUUUCAUGGGAAGAACUUAUUCUUCUUGGUAGAAAAAUCACGGAAGAAAUUCCAUUAAACGGAGUCGUUUGGUAUCCGGGAGGAUCAAUGAAAAAAUCGAAAUUGUUUCAUAAUAUAUGCGUUGUAUUAUUUCAUUACAUUCCUGCUUACAUUAUAGAUACAUUGUUAUUCUUUUUAGGAUAUAAACCAAUCAUGUGUCGAGUGCAAAAAAGAAUAACGAAAGGUUUUGAAGUUUUUGAGUAUUAUGCAAAUAACCAAUGGCAAUUUAUGAAUACUCAUGUUUAUUAUGCAAGAUCUAUAAUGAAUCCUAAGGAAAGAGAGCGUUACAAGGUAGAUGGUUUGGGUCUUGAUGUUGAAGAAUAUUUUAAAAGUUGUAUACUUGCAGCUAGAGCUUACAUUCUUAAUGAAGCCCCUGAAACAUUACCAGCGGCCAGACGACAUCUUAAAAUAAUGUAUUGGGUCGACAUUUUUACAAAACUUGCUUUCGCAUUUUUCCUUUUCUAUUUUGUAUCUAAAUAUUUUGACAUAUUUCAUAUUAUUUAA
Messenger RNA from Pediculus humanus corporis (human body louse), 1566 nucleotides. RefSeq lists its product as uncharacterized. Gene Ontology annotation, molecular function: alcohol-forming very long-chain fatty acyl-CoA reductase (NADP+) activity. The transcript is spliced from 9 exons. NCBI's taxonomy places the organism in Eukaryota, Metazoa, Arthropoda, Insecta, Psocodea, Pediculidae. The coding region runs from base 1 to 1566 and encodes 521 amino acids. Gene Ontology annotation, cellular component: peroxisome. The record is from RefSeq and is a predicted model, not a curated record. Gene Ontology annotation, biological process: long-chain fatty-acyl-CoA metabolic process.